Amphibalanus amphitrite is the source of this 1815-nucleotide messenger RNA. Its product is annotated as developmentally-regulated GTP-binding protein 2-like. NCBI's taxonomy places the organism in Eukaryota, Metazoa, Arthropoda, Thecostraca, Balanomorpha, Balanidae. Gene Ontology annotation, cellular component: cytoplasm. The transcript is spliced from 8 exons. The record is from RefSeq and is a predicted model, not a curated record. The coding region runs from base 260 to 1354 and encodes 364 amino acids. Gene Ontology annotation, biological process: cytoplasmic translation. Gene Ontology annotation, molecular function: GTPase activity; GTP binding.
GAUUUUUUCUCAACUCGAUAACGAUAAUAUUUUGUAGCUGAUUGCUUGCUGCUGGUGGCUGAUUGAAGGUGGGAAGGUAGGAACUGGGGUAUAUAGAGUGAUCAUGCGUGAUCAUGCGUGAUCAUCCAGGAAAUGAUGCGUGUGAUCUGCAGACUGCAGGUGGUCCGUGAUUGCGGACUCCUUUGAUACCUAUCACUAUCGGUUUCUGUGAUUUCCAGAAUUUCUUUGAUUUUUAUCCAGCUGAACCAAAGGCAACAAGAUGGGAAUCUUGGAGAAGAUUGCCGAAAUUGAAAGAGAAAUUGGUCGUACCCAGAAAAAUAAAGCGACCGAGUACCAUCUGGGACUGCUAAAGGCCAAGCUCGCCAAAUACCGCACGCAGCUGCUCGAGCCGCAGGGCAAAAAGGGCGAGAAGGGAGAGGGCUUCGACGUGCUCAAGUCCGGCGACGCGCGUGUGGCCCUCAUCGGCUUCCCGUCUGUCGGAAAGUCAACGCUGCUGAGCACGCUGACCAAGACGCAGUCUGAGUGCGCCAGCUACGAGUUCACCACGCUCACCUGCAUCCCGGGAGUCAUCGACUACAACGGCGCCAACAUCCAGCUGCUCGACCUGCCCGGUAUCAUCGAGGGCGCCGCGCAGGGAAAGGGACGCGGUCGCCAGGUGAUAGCCGUGGCGCGGACCGCCGACCUCGUCAUCAUCAUGCUGGACGCCACCAAAUCGGAGGUGCAGCGAGAGCUCCUGGAGAAGGAACUCGAGGCGGUCGGCAUACGGCUCAACAAACCCAAGCCGGGUAUCUACUACAAACAGAAAAAGGCCGGCGGCAUCCACUUCAACUCGACCUGCGCGCUUACCAAAGUCGACGAGAAGCUUGUGCAGCUCAUCCUACACGAGUACAAAAUAUUCAAUGCUGAGGUGAUUUUCCGCGAGGACGCUACGGCCGACCAGCUGAUUGACACCAUCUCCGACAACCGGGUCCACCUGCCCUGCCUCUACGUCUACAACAAGAUCGACCAGAUCAGCAUCGAGGAGGUGGACCGGCUGGCGCGGCAGCCCAACUCGGUGGUUGUCAGCUGUAAUAUGAAGUUGAAUCUGGACUACCUGCUGUUCACCAUGUGGGAAAUGCUGGCACUGAUCCGCAUCUACACCAAGAAGCCCGGCAAGCACCCGGACUUUGGCGACGCCAUCAUCAUGCGGCGGGGCAGCACUGUGGAGCACGUCUGCCACUCCAUUCACAGGAGUAUAGUGGCCGUCUUCAAAUACGCGCUCGUCUGGGGCCGGAGCACCAAAUACAGUCCCCAGCGGGUCGGUCUGGCGCACGUCGUUGAAGACGAGGAUGUCAUUCAGGUGGUCAAGAAGUGAGAGGACGCGGGGGACAGAGGAAGAGGGAGGGAGGCAGAGGGGCUCGGGGACGGGGCGCCGAGCGGCGAGCGGUCACGGUUGGUUCGUUCGGCGUGUGAUGGGACCGGUCCGGUCUGCACUGUCUGCUGUGGAUAUGUGAGUCUGUGAGUUUGUAUUUGACUGUCAGUGAUGGUGGAGUGUAUGCAAUCAAUGAGUGCAGUCGGUAUCUGGUGUGGAAGCCUGACCCCGCCGUGUGGCUCGGCGCCGCGGCGCCCCGUCCUCGGCCGUCCCCGGUGACAAUAUCGGCCAGCGCCCGGGCGUCGGUCGCCCCGGUGACGGUCCCUGGGGGUGGGCUGCGCUCCCGAGUGGCCGAAAGGGGUGGGCGCGGGCGGUGAGACCGACCGUGUUUGUUUCUAUCUGAAGUGUUAUAUUGUGAACUGCGGAGCGGAUGUCUAUAGGUCAAUAAAUAUCCUGACCGAGCA